This is a messenger RNA of Gossypium raimondii (Peruvian cotton), 1607 nucleotides long. RefSeq lists its product as uncharacterized. Gene Ontology annotation, molecular function: protein dimerization activity. Lineage: Eukaryota; Viridiplantae; Streptophyta; Magnoliopsida; Malvales; Malvaceae. Gene Ontology annotation, biological process: DNA-templated transcription. Gene Ontology annotation, cellular component: RNA polymerase III complex; RNA polymerase I complex. The coding region runs from base 219 to 1136 and encodes 305 amino acids. The transcript is spliced from 8 exons. The record is from RefSeq and is a predicted model, not a curated record.
UUCAAAUUUCUCCGCCUAAAAUCUCCAAAUUAAAGGAGCUUCGCUACUAAAGCAGAUAAGGUUUUUGAAAUUCCUUUUGUGCUUUCUCUUUGUCAAAAAAGAACAAAAUCCCUAAACAUAAGCGUUUCUCCUCAACCGUGUAGAUAGCUAAAACCCCUUUCUUUUCAGUUCCCAUUUAAACCCUAAAUUCCUAAUAGCAAAAUCUAAGCAACAAAGCAAUGGUAGAGGGGGCAGGAGAAGAAAAGAAGAAAUUUUCAAUCUGGGAUUUGCCAGAUGUGCCAAUGGGUCAACUUCCGCCGCAUCUUGAACUCCAACGAAGUCGUGUUUCAUGCAAUAAGGACGCCCCUAUCCAUCUUCCUACAAUGGCAAUUGAAAAAGUUCUCAUUGCAAACAACACAUCAGUAAUCCAAGAUGAAGUUCUUGCUCAUAGGUUGGGCCUCGUUCCAAUCCGUGUUGACCCAAGGCUUUUUGAUUAUCUUUCAGAAAAUGAUCAGCCAAAUGAAAAGAACACCAUUGUUUUCAAACUCCAUGUUCAGUGUAAAAGAGGUAGUCCACGUAUUACAGUUAAAUCGGAUGCAUUAAAGUGGCUGCCUAAUGGGAGUGAACUAGUUAAGGAAACAAGAAAUGCAGCUUCAGAUUCAUCAUCAAAGCCUGAAACAUACACUUACUUCGGUUGCAGUCAAGAGACCAUUCCAGAAUUUGUCAAGAACCCCAUUAUCCCUAAGUAUCCAGAUAUUAUUAUUGCUAAACUUGGCCCUGGACAGGAAAUUGAACUGGAAGCACAUACUGCUAAAGGCAUUGGGAAAACACAUGCAAAGUGGUCCCCAGUGGCCACUGCUUGGUAUCGGAUGCUUCCUGAGGUUGUAUUAUUGGAAGAUAUCGAAGAUGACCUUGCUGAAGAACUCAAAAGAAAAUGCCUUGUUAAUGUGUUUGAUAUAGAAGAUCUUGGAAAAGGUAGGAGAAGGACAACUGUAGCAAGGCCACGUGCGUGCACACUUUGCAGAGAAUGCAUAAGAGGUGACGAUUGGGAGAAACGUGUGGCACUGCGCCGUGUUAAAGAUCAUUUCAUAUUAAGUAAUUCACCAUUGAAUCUACUGGAGCAUUACCUCCUGAAGUUCUAUUUACUGAAGCAGUGAAGAUUUUAGAAGACGAGUGUGAACGCGUGAUAACGGAGCUCUCAUGAUGCUUUUAAUAUGGUUAGUAAGGAUGAGAGAAGCAAUGGAUUCUCUAUUAAUCCAACGAGAUUUUCUUGCCUAUUAGCAAAUCUUUUUCAUUUCUCAUCUUUUGGUUCAUGGAUGGGAUUUGGAGGGGCAGAUGGUAUGAUUCACAUAUAUAUAUAUAUAUAUAUAUAUAUAUAUAUAUAAAAGAGUGGAUUUUUGUGAGUUAAUGUGUAAUGAGAGGGAUAGAUUAUUAGUGAUGGGCUUUUUACAUUUUUGGUAUUGAAUUAAUAUAUAGAUGUAAUACAAGGAUCCAUGGUUUAACCUUAUGAAGUAGCCAAUUCAUCAGCUUUGCUUUUACUGGCAUAAAAACAGUAAAAUUGCAUCAGUUCUCUAAUGAAUGAUUGAUUGGUUAUUAGUACAGUGGAUUUUUUUAGGGCAGAAAGAAUA